UUACUAUAGUGCAAAGCCUACAUGCAUGUGAAUUAGUUGUGGCUCGAAUAGGAAUUUGUAGGUAGGAGUAAUGUGGUGGGCAUGGGAAUGUGAAUGUUAGUGUGAACCCUUCAUUUGGCCCGUGAUAUUUAAAGAGAAAAAUUCAUUGCUAAAUUCACUCUCUACAAGAUAUAAAGAUAGGUAUGCUUAUAUAAUUUUAAUUCUUUUGAAGAUAAUUUUAGAUAUAAUUUUAAUGUUAGGUGUAGGGUUGAAUGCAUCACAUUUUCAGUCGUGUUUAUAUGAUUCUGUUACUAAUAUUCUCUGAUCCUAGUUGACGAACUGCAUCUUUGGUUAUAAGUUGUAGGAUUUAAUCACAUCUGAUUCAAUAUUGCCUAUAAAGAUAAGGACGAUUCAGAUAAAUAUCUGUAUGAAUUUACUCGUCAUUGAUAACUAUACUCAACUUUGCUUUGACAAUCUCCAAAUCUUUUAAAGAGAAGUACUGAAGAAAAUCCCCAGAUAUUGUUAUGCACGGUUAUUCAUUCAUCUGGUCUACUCAUUCUAUGUUCUUGCUGCAAAACAUCCAGAUGCACUAUACGUAUGCUGUACAGAGUAUACAUGUUUAUUUCCGGUUCUUUGCUAUUCUGUCAUCCUUAGCUUAUAAUAUCAUAUUGCACAGUAUAACAACAUGAUUUUCCCGAACGCAUGGAAAUAGCAUUUGUUGAUUGAACAUACCUAUUUCAAUUUUUGCUGAUCCUUACUAAUCACUGUCUGGAAAAAGAUUUAUGCAAUAUUCAUAUAAAGAUCCCAUGUCUCAGUCCACCAAUUUUUUCGAGGGAAAUUCUCAUUCCACCUACCACAGCUACAUACCAGUGUAUUUUCUUCUUCUGUAUGUGAUGCAGCACAUCUUUGCAUUGCUUUCGUACUUCCAGUACUACUGUUCUCACAUUGCUUUGCAUGCAGGACAUUUUUUGGUACAUUCAUUCCUUAAUGCCACUUCGAGAUGCUGCUCGUGCUGCUUGUGUGUCUCAUUCAUUUUUACGAUCUUGGAGAUGCUAUCCCUACCUUAUGUUCAGUGAGGAGCUACUCCGAUUGCAGGAGAGUGCAUUUAGUGAUGAUGAGAGAACGAGAAAUCUCAUCAGCAAAGUUAACCACAUUUUACAAAAUCACUCAGGCAUUGGCGUGAAGAAACUAGAGCUUGUUUUCUUGGAUAGUACUGAUGUGGACUUAAGUUAUAUUGACAGUUGGCUUCACAAGGCUGUCACACGAGGGAUUGAAGAACUCACCCUGAUACUGCCUAUAAACAGCAAUGCAGAAUACAGCUUCCCAUGUUCGCUUUUAUCUGAUGGUAAUGGUAACUCGAUUCAGUAUCUUCAUCUCUCUCGCUGUGCCAUCCGCCCCACUGCUGAUCUUGGUUGCCUGAGAACAUUGACAACGUUGCAUCUAUAUUCCGUGCGAAUCACUGGGUUUGAGCUAGAGUACCUUCUUUCCAAUUCACCCGCAUUGGAGUGGUUGAUAAUGAUGGAUUGUAAAGAGAUAGUUCAGUUGAAGAUACCAAGUUGCUGAAGCGGCUCCAUACUCUUUUUGUGAGUAGAUGUCAA
Messenger RNA from Oryza sativa Japonica Group (Japanese rice), 1577 nucleotides. The record is from RefSeq and is a predicted model, not a curated record. NCBI's taxonomy places the organism in Eukaryota, Viridiplantae, Streptophyta, Magnoliopsida, Poales, Poaceae.